CUUCACGGAGUGAGAGCGGAGUGCUUCACCAUGUGAGCUCAUACCGCACGAUCCACGACUCCGCCUCCGUCGUCGCUCGUUCCCCAGGCCGCGCGCGCAGGUGGUGGCGGCCGUUGUUCCUCUAACGCCGUUGCAGGCACCAGAUCGGCGCAGAGUUAGGGUUCACCGGAGCGGCGCGGCGCUCCCGACCUCUCGUCAUCAGAUCGGCGCGUCACUGGACCGGCUGCCGUCCUCGCCCGGGGCACAGCACACGCGAAGCCCGGGUAAGCCGCAACAGUCGGCGAUGUCGCCGCCGCCGUCGCCCCUCGUGGUGCUCCCGCUCCUCCUCCUCCUCGCCGCUGUAUCCCACUUUGCGGCCAAUGUGGCAGGUGCCGGCGCCCCUCCCCCGGUGCCGACGCCGUGGCCGGAGCAGUUCCAUGCCGUAGUUUUCACAAACCUCACCGAGAGCGGCGGCCGGCUGCAGCUGAUCGACCUCUACUACGACUGGCCCAGGGGCCGCAACCUCAACCUCAUCCGGGACCAGCUCUCCGGCGACCCGCUCUACGACGUUGAGUGGACCAACGGCACCUCCUACUUCUUCGACUCCGGGUCCUGCCGCACCGUGCGUGUCCCCGUGGGGCUCCUGCCGCCCGACUGGCUCGCCGCCGGCGCCGUCUACCUCGGCCGCGAGCACGUCGACGGCUUCGACUGCCACCUCUGGACCAAGGUCGACUUCAUAUGGUACUACGAGGAAGUCGCCACCGGCCGCCCCGUCCGAUGGAAUUUCUUCAAUGGGAUGCAGCAGCAUGUGAUGAGUUUUGAGGUGGGAGGAGUGCUGGAAGACUCCAAGUGGCAGGCACCCGCUUACUGCUUCAAUGGCGGCAAUGCCGACACCGCCAAUGUGGCUGCGGAUGGAGUUGAUAGUGAUGCUGGUAGAUCCAGUAGAGUUGAUGUUGAUGUGAUGAACAGCCUGAUCAGGUUCGCCGGGGCUCCAGCUGUAGCUGCAUCAUUUGACCAGUGAGAUUUUUUUUUUUGAUGAUUGGCUGAUGAGAGACUUUGCCAACGGUGGUCCACGUCCUGUUGAUUAUGUUAUGUUCUGUUAAUCGCAUUGUGCUUUGUAUAACCCUGGCUGAUUUGUGGUAACAGUCACUCUACAUUUCCUGGACCUGGAAAUUUGACAAGUCGUAGCUGCUAGGAGUACUAUUUUCUUGGGGAAUGCAAGGUUCAUAAUCGAUA
Molecule: messenger RNA, 1215 nt
Organism: Sorghum bicolor (sorghum)
Lineage: Eukaryota; Viridiplantae; Streptophyta; Magnoliopsida; Poales; Poaceae
Exons: 2
Coding region: 284-1000 (238 amino acids)
Source: RefSeq, a predicted model, not a curated record